Sorex fumeus (smoky shrew) is the source of this 1306-nucleotide messenger RNA. It is a transcript of the gene G6PC3, whose product is annotated as glucose-6-phosphatase catalytic subunit 3. Gene Ontology annotation, cellular component: membrane. NCBI's taxonomy places the organism in Eukaryota, Metazoa, Chordata, Mammalia, Eulipotyphla, Soricidae. The record is from RefSeq and is a predicted model, not a curated record. Gene Ontology annotation, molecular function: glucose-6-phosphatase activity. Gene Ontology annotation, biological process: glucose 6-phosphate metabolic process; gluconeogenesis. The transcript is spliced from 6 exons. The coding region runs from base 107 to 1147 and encodes 346 amino acids.
GGGCCGCCAGGGGACCUUCCGGGCCUGCGGCCGCGCUCCCUGUCGCAGGGGCGCCUCUGCCUGCACCCCGGGGAGCCUCGGCCUAGCGGGCCCUCGGGUGGCCGCCAUGGAGUCCAUGCUGGGCUUUGGCAUCGCCAUGGCCGAGAAGCUGCAGAAUCAGCUGCCCUGGCUGGAGAAUUUCUGGCUCUUUGCUACGGUGAUGGGCGAUCCCAAGAUCCUCUUUCUGUUCUAUUUCCCCGCGGCGUACUAUACCUCUCGGCGAGUGGGCAUCGCGCUGCUCUGGAUCGGCCUCCUCACCGAGUGGCUCAACCUCGUCUUCAAGUGGCUUCUGUUUGGAGACCGGCCCUUUUGGUGGAUCUAUGAGUCGGGGUACUACGGCCAGACCCCGGUCCAGGUUCAUCAGUACCCCUCUUCUUGUGAAACUGGCCCAGGCAGCCCUUCUGGACACUGCAUGAUCACAGGAGCCGCCCUAUGGCCCAUCAUGACAGCCGUCUCUUCCCAUGUGGCCACACAGACCAACAGGUACUGGCCUAGAAUGAUGCCCCUGCUGGCCUACUGCGUCUUCUUACUGGCCAUCGGCAUGUCCCGGAUCUUCCUCUUAGCGCAUUUCCCUCACCAGGUUCUGACUGGUUCGAUCAUUGGUGCUGCCCUGGGCUGGCUGAUGGCCCGCCACGUCCCUGUGGAGCGGGAGCUGAGCUUCUACGGGCUGACCUCGCUGGCCCUCUUGCUGGGUGCCAGCAUCACCUACUGGUUCCUCCUUUCGCUUGGCCUGGACGUGUCUUGGUCCGUCGACCUGGCGUCCAAGUGGUGCGAGCGGCCUGAGUGGGUGCACAUCGACAGCCGGCCUUUCGCCUCCCUGAGCCGCGACGCGGGGGCCGUGCUGGGCCUGGGCAUCGCCCUGCACUCCCCCUGCUACGCCGAGGUGCGGCGGGUGUACCUGGACAGCAGCCAGAAGAGCGCCUGCCUCCUGCUGUCCAUGACGCUGCUGAUCCCGCUCCACUGGCUGGGCCACCCGCCUCAGAUCAGCCUCUUCUACAUCUUCAAUUUCCUCAAGUACACGCUGUGGCCCUGCCUGGUCCUUGCCUUGGUGCCCUGGGUUGUGUACUCGCUCAGUGCCCAGGAGUUGCCCCCCAUCCGUUCUUCUUGACGCGGGGUCCCUCCCGUCCCAAAGCCAACACUCCCUCCGCCCGGCAGGCACUCCGAGGGGCACCCCAUCCCGCCAGCACCCCCUCGCACGCUUCUCCCACCAGCCACCUGGUCUUGGCGCUCCCUUGGGGAUGGGGGUGAUUUCACCCUGCUGCCCCUC